AAUAACAUCAACAACGACAACAACGACUGGUAGUAACAACUGCCGGCAAACACAAGAGUUGUUUCAUCGAAAUUCAAAAGAUCAUACCAAGGAUCACCAUUAUCUACUUGUAAGCAGCGAUACGAAAAAUAUCAGUAAAGUGAACAAGAAACAACAUAAAGCCGCUAAACGAAGUGAGUCGGGAAAGACGAACCCUAGCAACGUUGUACACGGCGACGAUAACACCAACAACACAAAACAAAGCAAAAACCACUCAAAGGAGAAGGCCAAGGAACAGCAGCCACAACAUAAGGACGAGAAGGAGACCAACGGUGCCGAACACGUUCAUAGGCAGCACAGUGGUUAUACUCAAACUAGGCACGAAAUUUCCUUAAGCGAGAUUUCCGACAAACAGCUGAUUCGUGAUCCUUUCGAUAAAUACCACCACAAUCAUAGUCAUUCUGACACAAAAAAGGAAACGGUCAGCGAGGACAAAGCUGACGGGGUAUUAGUGUCAAAACACAAGGAUUCCCAUUCAGUGGGACGAGUCUCAAGCGUCGAGCUGGCGGAUAAAAAGGAAGAAAUGCUUAUGUGCAACAACAUUAAAAAUAAGUCAGGGGCCGGUGACGAGGAAAUGGACACACUCGAGGAUAUACCUGUGGGUGCGGUGCGAUACCUCAGUGAAGGGGAGGCUAUGAAUCAGGAUGAGACUGUUGUUGAUACAGCUGCUCAAGGGACUGCCACUGGAGCCACUGGCCAGGAUGAGCAGGAUGAUGAAGCGAGGGCGGAAGCUACAUUCCGCUUCGAAGUUGAUCAAAUAAGUCGAUUAAAGGACACAAGGCUUUCACCACCGACAUUCGUAAGGAACCUGCCGUGGAAGAUCAUGGUGAUGCCGCGGCAUAAUGCAAACUCAAAUGAGCGUCCGCCCUCAAAGAGUCUCGGAUUCUUUUUACAAUGCAACGGCGAAUCCGAGUCGUCGUCGUGGAGCUGUUCGGCUCAAGCUGAGCUGCGCCUUAUUGCUCAGAAAGACGGCGUCGAAAACUCUGUACGUAAGAUCACACACGUCUUCUACAACAAGGAGAACGACUGGGGAUAUUCGCAUUUCAUGACAUGGAACGACGUUAUGGAUCCGGAGAAAGGUUACUGUAAGGAUGACACGAUCAUAUGCGAAGUUUGGGUUAUGGCCGAGGCUCCACAUGGGGUCAGUUGGGAUAGCAAGAAGCACACAGGUUUCGUUGGUUUGAAGAACCAAGGUGCAACAUGCUACAUGAACUCAUUACUGCAAACCCUCUAUUUUACAAACAAGCUGAGGAAGGCAGUGUAUCAGAUGCCGACCGAAAGCGACGAUUCAUCGAAGUCGGUUGCCUUGGCCCUGCAAAGGGUCUUUCAUGAGCUGCAAUUCAGCGACAAGCCCGUCGGAACAAAAAAGCUCACCAAGAGCUUUGGAUGGGAGACUCUCGACUCGUUCAUGCAGCACGACGUUCAGGAGCUCUGUCGUGUCCUUCUCGACAACAUGGAGUCGAAAAUGAAGGCGACCUGUGUCGAGGGUACAAUACCGAAGCUCUUCGAAGGUAAAAUGAUUUCGUAUAUCGCCUGCAAAAAUGUAACCUACCAGUCGAAGCGCAUUGAACCCUUUUACGAUAUCCAGUUGAACGUCAAGGGCAAAAAAGAUAUUGUCGAUUCGUUUAAAGACUAUUGCGCCAAGGAGACGCUGGACGGUGAGAAUAAGUACGAUGCGGGCACACACGGGUUACAAGCGGCUGAAAAAGGUAUCAUCUUUAAAUCUUUUCCACCCGUUCUACAUCUUCACCUUCUACGUUUCCAAUACGAUCCAGCCACAGAUUCCAAUAUCAAGAUCAAUGACAGGUUUGAGUUUUCUGAAAAACUUGAUUUGGAUGAAUUUCUAGAGCAAAAGGAAGCUACUCCUGCCCACUACACGCUCCAUGCUGUUCUUGUACACUCUGGUGAUAACCAUGGUGGACACUAUGUGGUAUUUAUUAAUCCGAAAGGAGAUGGAAAGUGGUGCAAGUUUGAUGACGAUGUUGUCUCGCGUUGCACCAAACAGGAGGCGAUCGAGCACAAUUUUGGAGCAGGCUCCGAUGACGAAGUUGCCAUAAGCCGCCAUUGCACGAAUGCCUAUAUGCUUGUUUACAUUCGUGAUUCGGCCCUCCCGGACGUUUUACAAAAGGUAGAGAAAGAGGAUAUCCCUGAGCAGCUGAUGGAACGUCUCCAAGAAGAGAAGCAAGUGGAAGCACAACGACGGAAAGAACGGAAUGAGGCUCACCUUUAUAUGCAGGUGCAAGUGAUUCUGGAAGAACAUUUCUACCUUCAUCAAGGAACAGACCUUAUUGAUCCCGACAAGUGCAACUAUCGUACUUUUAAAGUACGCAAGACAGCCACCCUAAGUGAGCUCAUGGAACUGAUUGCUGCUCAGCUCGGUUUCCCUGUCACUGCAAUUAGACCGUGGCACAUGGCCUUACGUACCAAUCAAACGUUCCGACCGAAUGUAAUAGACGAGGCAGAUAUGUCUCGUCAUGUGCAAGAUCUUUCGGAUCAAGCCGGGUCGUGGACGAUUUUCGUUGAAACCGUAAAUCCCGAUGAUAGCGAUCGGGCUAGUUUGCCGUUUUUCGACCGCGAGUCAGAUGUGCUCAUUUUCUUUAAACUUUAUGAUCCCUUUGAGAAAAAAUUAAGCUACAUUGGCCAUCAGUAUAUCCCGAUGCAGACUAAGCUUCGUGGGUUGAUGGCGGAAUUAAAUAAGCGGGCAGGAUUCCCGCAGAACACACCUUUGUUGGUCUUUGAAGAAGUGAAGCCCACGCUACUAGAACCCAUCACGGAGCUCGACGACCCGCUCGACAAAUUGCUUGACGAGCUAAUGGACGGGGAUAUAAUCUGCUUCCAGAAGUAUUUGCCUCAAAAUGAGGCUGCUAAACUGGAGCUACCUAACGUUCGGGAGUACUUCAGGUAUUUGCAGAAUCGGGUCGAAGUGCUGUUCUGUGAUAAGUGUGACCCCAAUGAUCCUGGCUUUGUGCUCGAAUUGUCGCUUAAGAUGAACUACGAGGAGAUUGCAGCCGCAGUCGCUCGACACCUUGACACCCACCCAAAGCUGCUGCAGUUCUUCAAGACGCAGUCAUAUCGUGACGGACCAGGAAAUCCGCUACGCUUUAGCUUUGACGGCACGCUCAAGGAUAUGCUAGCGGUCUUUAAGGGCAAACAGCAGCGGAAAAUGCACUACCAGCGCUUGUCCAUCCCAAUUGACGAGCUUGAAUCAAAGCGACAGUUUAAGGUGUUAUGGGUCGGUUAUAAGCUCAAAGAAGAACGUGAACUGACUCUCUAUCCCAACAAAAACGGAACCGUUGGCGAUCUGCUUCUUGAAGCGCGAAAUGCCCUACAACCGUCUGAUCUGGAUGCCGAGCACGGAACCGGAAAGUUGCGUCUGUUAGAAAUUGUUUCUUACAAGAUUGUUGCCAUCCAGUCUGAAACGACGAGCCUAGAGUCAUUAAACGUAAGCAAUAAAACUUACCGGGUGGAGGAAAUCCCUAAGGAGCAAAGUGAUGAGAACGGAACAGGGCCAGACAGCGAUCAUUCAAUGCUCAUCGCAUGCUGCCAUUACCAGAAGGAGAUAUUUACUACCUUUGGAACACCUUUCCUGCUCAAAAUUCACCACGGUGAACCUUUCCAGGCGGUUCGGGACCGAAUUCAGAAUCGACUGGACGUACCAGAAAAGGAAUUUGAGAAAUGGCGUUUAUCUAUCGUGACGUUGGGCCGCGCCCAAUAUAUUGAAAACGCACGAGAUACUGUCAACAUCCCACAGCUUACACAGAAUGGGCAACAAGGCACAAUGAACUCUAAGCCAUGGCUUGGUCUCGACCACAUUAACAAAACACCCAAGCGGCCCAAGUUCAGCUAUCAGGAGAAAGCCAUCAAAAUCCACAACUAGAUUUGCUGACAACUCAUAUUAUCAAAAAGAGUGAGGACUCGUAUAGACAGCUCGAACUGUUGCAAAUCGACAGACCCACCUUUCGAUUUUGUGGGAUGCCUUACGUGGUCACUAUAUUCUUAUCAUUAAUAUUAUAUCGGGUGCCUCCUUGACUGGAAUGCAGCGUCAAUUGGACUCCUUUGCGCUCCGCUGCCUCGGGAUCCCGCAGAGAUAUUUUCACGGCGUGGUAAAAAUCUCUUCUACUGGUCGAUUCUUGCACAUUUACGUGUAAGGUGUUUCCCGUGAAGAAGGUUUCAACUUGGGAUAUUUCACUUCAGAAUUUCAGGAGAAAGACUCCACCGGUCGUGGAUCCCAUCACAACAAAAACAUGGUUUCCUCAGUUUAUAUUUUGACACUUGUUGUCGGUUCGUCUGCUCCGUAUCAAGGUGGCUGCUUGCAAAGGACACACCCACCCCAUCUAGUAAAAAGGCUAUACUUAGCAAUGUAACGGAAGUGUGCCACUACCAGUAGAUACAAAAACGGCGAUGAACUGUUUUGUAGAACCAUGAGAAAAUUAAUAAUAAUGGAUGCCUAGGUAGGCGUUGAGUGUGAGAGGGGCGGAGAACAUGGCGCAACUAAAUUUUGCUCUUAGAAAGUACAUCAUUUACGCGACUACAGAGGGACUACGAUUCAAGAUGUAAACUGACGUUUGCAUUAACAAUGGGGUUGUUACCGGAGGGGUGACUGGUAGUACAUAAACCUGAUUUACUAAUUUUAUUUAACUAAUUUUCGUCUUUUCCUAUUAUUUGGUCUAUUGUGUGUUACAAUGGUGGUAGUUGUAGUUGUCUAGUGGUUUUUGCACAGCCAAGACCACAUAUAGUGUGAAAUGACUAAGAGGUUCUUAGUAUAUAGCUAACUGCUUCCAGGUGAUUAAAACAUGAGUUUUCUCCACACCGUUGCGACUGCUACAACCAUAUAAGUAGUAACGCCGUUGCUGACGAUUGAUAGCUUUGGGUUAUAAUGAAUAGAAAUUGAAAUACUAUUCUAGAUGUUGAUGAUAAUAUUCUGACAACAAUAACUAAUUUCCCGUUUCUAAAAAGGGAGGUUACGAGAAACGCAGCACUAAUGAAUCGUUAUCUUGAAGCAGUCGUCGUGACAGCAUGCCAAUACGAACAUGUUAGGAGCAUCGGCCUACACAAGCAGGUUACCACAUGUAACAUGGUUAAUAUCACUAGGAGGAGAUUCACUAUGAGAGGUAACGUGGAAAAUAUAUGUGGAGAGUGUUUACCCCCAAUGAGCAGUAGCACCAAAGGCCAGAUGACAAGAACAUGACAAAAACAACCUUCUUUUCCGUAAGAAUGUGUGAUGCUACGAUGAACACUAAUGUUCAGAAUAAUAUCUAAAAAGUUGCGGUGUCAGUUAGCGGCCUCAAGCCGCGUAAGCGGAGCAAGCAGAAGGAAAAGAUAAUCGUUGAAAGGAAAAUCUAAAAGAAUUCUUAAGAACAAACGUUACUUGACAUCACAGCGUGGAGCUACCAAUAUUGAUUCAGCAUAGAGUUAGUUGACUGAGGAUAUACACGUCGACAGUGACAGUAUCAAUGACAAAUGUGUAACCGUGAAAGCUGAGUUCAGUUCACGCGAGGAACUUCAAAAAGCUAGUGAACUAAGUGUAAAACGAAAAUAACACGGACUGCAGUGACGAAAUACAACCUAACAAGUCAUGUGAAGAGGAACUUGGUAAUGGUUCUUCCAAGGCGGUCGAGAAGAACGCGAAACGACAGCGCGAUGAGAAUGAAAACCAGGGACAAAGAGUAUAGAUUAGAUAGAAGGAAUGUUACUAUUUAUUUAUCACAGAAGAUCUGGGAGUGAAUAAUAGUAAUAAUAAUGGUAAUAACAAUAAUAAAAAUGUGUUAUGCCAGCACAGACACAUACGCUGGAGAACACUGAGAGAGCUAUGUGGAACAACUUUUUUGGCUCCACUGAUAUAUAAAGCAUACGACCACAAACUAAUGAUGAUGCCCAUGGCGGUAAUUUUGACAGCAGCAACAACAACGUCUAAACAAUAGAUUAUUAGCAAGAGUGUGCUAACGAGAAAGAAAGACCACAAGCAGCAUCAACAACCCGAAAGAUUAUAACUUACGAACCUCAGUAAGAACAAUGUCCCUUUCAAUAUGGCCUUAUCCAUGUAUGAAUUAAACCAGACCUUAUCCUUAAAUUAUCGAUCGAUUUAGAAUGCGUAAUCGUUGUCAUCAUCAUAAUCAUAUGUAGCUGCGGACUUAAUGCCUUCUAUGGCUGGUAGCCGUCGAAGUAAUCACCAAGUAAUGGUUACGUUUAUGCCACGGCUGUUGCUGCUGCAGUUACUGCUAAUCAUCGUAGCAAUAUGAUGACGAUGGUGAUGAUGAUGGCGAUGCAAGGGAAAGGAACUGAAUGGCAACAUUGUUGAGCGGCCGUGGCGAUAAAGAAAAAACCGAUCGACUGGAAACGAUAGGCAGGACAAUUUCUGUUUGUAUUUCUGCCUCUUUAUUUUUAUUUGUUGCGUUUUUUGUUUACAAUGACCUCAUCGAACUUUCAUUUUAGCUUAAAAAUUCCUUUAACAUUUUCUUUGAGGUUAGAUGUGACAAAGAACAUAAGUUUUGCUUAACAGGCUAACCAGCGAUUCGAAGUACCUUGCUAAAUUAAAUAAUGAUGAAGAAAGUAAGUUAUAUUGAAAAAACACAAAACAGAUUGAUAAAAAGGGUUAGCAAACAACGCGGUAGCAACGCUGUUUUGUCAUGAUGAUAAUAUUUGAUAUAAUUUGAAAGACAAUAACAAAGGUACAUAAUAAGUAGAUGAUGAAAACCAGGAGACAACAACUGAGCAAAGCAACUAGAGAGACUGGCCGCAUUAGUGUAAAUAGGUGAUUGAUGCUAUUGUCGAGAAUGAUUAUAACGAAACAAUAAUUAUUAUUACUACAAUGAUAAUGAAUGUUGGCUGAUGUGUGAAGGAGACGCUACAGAAAUCAUUUAUUAUAACUAAUUAAUAAUAAUAAUAAAGGCUAAUUUCAAUAAUGUAGGUGAAGAAGUCGAGAAGGUGAGAAGGUGACAAUAAGCCUGUUUCUGAGGUUCUAUACAUCUUGUAUUGGUAAGAGACGUGCAGAAACUGUAACGGGAACGACAACAACAACCACACCAACAACACCACCAACAGAGACGAAUAAAGCGAAUAUCGUGAUGA
This is a messenger RNA of Varroa destructor (honeybee mite), 7107 nucleotides long. It is a transcript of the gene Usp7, whose product is annotated as Ubiquitin-specific protease 7. NCBI's taxonomy places the organism in Eukaryota, Metazoa, Arthropoda, Arachnida, Mesostigmata, Varroidae. Gene Ontology annotation, biological process: protein deubiquitination; regulation of protein stability. Gene Ontology annotation, molecular function: protein binding; cysteine-type deubiquitinase activity. The record is from RefSeq and is a predicted model, not a curated record. Gene Ontology annotation, cellular component: nucleus; cytosol.